Molecule: messenger RNA, 1299 nt
Organism: Eublepharis macularius
Lineage: Eukaryota; Metazoa; Chordata; Lepidosauria; Squamata; Eublepharidae
Product: 5-hydroxytryptamine receptor 3A-like
Exons: 9
Coding region: 1-1299 (432 amino acids)
Biological process (GO): regulation of membrane potential; signal transduction; chemical synaptic transmission
Cellular component (GO): neuron projection; synapse; membrane
Molecular function (GO): neurotransmitter receptor activity; extracellular ligand-gated monoatomic ion channel activity; transmembrane signaling receptor activity
Source: RefSeq, a predicted model, not a curated record
AUGGAAGUCACCCCAGAGCAGAUUUGUAGGUAUUACGAUGUGGCUGAGCACCUGAACAUAUCUGCUAAUAAGGAACUCUUCCUAUACACCAUACCCAAGAGGAAUUGGAAAGAACCUUUGAAAGUUGAACUGGACUUCACCUUGGUUUCCAUCCUUUCUGUUAAAGAAAAAUUGCAAGUGGUAACUUUCUAUUUUUGGCUCCUUGUGAUCUGGAAAAAUGAAUUUAUCUCCUGGAAUCCCUCAGAUUUCUGCAACAUUUCACAUAUCACUCUACCUGCGAACCUUUUCUGGGUACCUGACAUCUUCAUAGAUGAACGGGCAGAUGAAGACAAAUUCACAACCAGCCCCUUUCUUCACGUGUCAUAUAAUGGUUCCAUUACUGUAUUGCACAUAUAUCGACUCACCUCAUCCUGCAACCUGGAUGUCCAUGCAUUUCCUUUCGAUGAGCAAAAAUGCAAUUUAACUUUGAUGCCUUCUGUGCAUACAGCUGAAGAAAUAUUAUUAAACAGUACUAAAACUUCCAACAAGACAAACCAAGAUAGUCGUAAGAAUUACCUCACAAGUGGGGAAUGGAAAUUUGAAAAUCUGAGAAUCAUACAGCAACUAAUGCCUUAUGAUACAGAUACCUUCAGUACAGUCAUAUAUGAGAUUUCAAUGACAAGGAGGUCGAUUUUGUACGUGCUAGUUCUGAUCGUACCGACCGUCACUCUCUUUUUGCUGGAUAUGGCCAUUUCUUUUACAGCUGUGUCUCCUGUAGAUAUGAUCUCCUUCAAAGUCACACUGAUCCUGGAAGUCUCUGUUUUGUCAUUGAUUCUUAAUGAUAUGCUACCAGCAACAUCAGAUAACCCACCUGUUAUAGCAAUGUUUUUCACGGGCAUCUUCAUGUUUAUGGUCGUUGGAAUCAUGGAGCAUGCUCUGAUAAUGUAUCUCAAGGAAAAGAAACCAAAGCUCCCUUUCUUCAAGGACAGGAAAUGUAUGAGCAGGUUCCUGAGAGAGGAAACAGAGGACCCUGUGAUUACGCCAGGAAGCCUGAUAGAUGAGACAUCCAUGGAGAAUAAGCCGGUCAAUGAAGUUACCUUGCCAGAAACAAACAACGCAAACGGCCACAUGGUUCUGAAACAAAUGAGUGUGGAACUGCAGCAGAUCAGAAAACAUCUGGUUCUAGAAAGACAGCAGCGUGCCCUUGAAUCAGACCUUCAGGAGAAAACCUACCUCCUUGUGGAUAAAGGACUUCGUUAUAUCCGCUUGGUUUUAUCCAUCUGUUUUUUAAUAUUCAUUAUUAUAAAGUGGAGGCAAUAA